Molecule: messenger RNA, 3050 nt
Organism: Geodia barretti
Lineage: Eukaryota; Metazoa; Porifera; Demospongiae; Tetractinellida; Geodiidae
Source: the annotation of a GenBank genome assembly
ACUGUCUGUCUGGUUUGUCAUUUGGAGCCCGUCCCGAUAUCGCGCAUCGCGAAGUCCCGCGCCGCCACACCUCGCGCGCAACAUCAUAUCCGGUGGCGCAGAUUGGAGUAUAAAGCAAAAGUGCCGGUCUGGACUGGGCUUAGUCCAGCACUAUAAAUUAUUUUAGCUGCAAAAUGUUUUCUCGCGGCGUUAUUAGCCGCUCGUUCAACGCGCCUCACGGCAUGAGGAUCCAGGCUGUGCGAGACGGUGCGAGCCGCCUCUGGCGAAAAUCCUUCUCGACUGGCCGUCUCCGUCACUCAUCCAGCGAGGGCACACUCGCGCAUCAACCAGUCAUCUUGAAGGAGGGAUAUCUGAGCAAGCCGUCGUUUUUCAGAUUUGUAAGUUCAAACUAUGCAGUAUUCUGGGCAACGUAGCUACGCAGCUACUGCUAGCGACGAGAAAGGGAGUUUCACUGCUGAUGUUUUUUGCAGGGUGGUAAGAAACGGAGAUGGUGCGUGCUAAGAAAGUUUUCUCCCUCCGAAGCGAGUAUUGACCUCUACGUAGACGACACGAAGUCGCGCUACAAGGGGAGCAUAUCGCUGGACCGGGACGCUGCACCUCUCCUGAUCGUCAAGAACGCCGACAAGAAACGGAAGGUGGCGCGCCAGUGUUACUUCAUCAUCAAAGUCGGAAAGGGCACCUUUCAAUUCACCUGUGAUUCGUUUCGCGAGCUGACGGAGUGGUGCGCCCUCAUCCGUCAAGCAAUGGAUGUAGGGAACACCUUUUCUGGCCUGAUAACAGAGCCUGGAAAUAUCUCCGAGGGACCUGUGAACAUCAAGUUCACCUCAAAUUGCAUUGCAGUCGUGUGUCCCAUCAAGGAAGCAUCCCUCAAGACGUGGCUGCUUCACAAGAUAACUUCGUUCGGCCAAUGUGGUGGCAUUUUUACCUUCGAGGUGUGUCCACACUGCUCGGACUCUUCAGGCUCCGUGCAUCGCUGCUCCAUCAACUUGAUCCAGGAGAAACCGACCAUUAUCCUCAACAUACUCGAGAGGGCUAUCCGCAGCAAUCCGAACACGAGUGAGAUUCACUACGAGCGAAGCAUCCUUGGAGAUAUCUACCACUGCGGUCACGACUGCACCCAGCCGGGUAGACUUGUGCCGGCCUACUCCGACCCAAACAUCUUCAGUAGCGGCGGGUCCUUUAGUCCUCCGAGAACCCCAAGAGCAUCGGUAGAGGUCUACACUAGAGAACAGGUUGAGAGCAUUGAUUCGGGUCUGCCAGGAACCCCUCAGCCCGAAGAACUAUCGAAUGGCAUUCCGUCACCGACAUCCAGUUACAGGUCAAACCCGUUUCGCUCACCGCGCCACCAAGUCCACUUUCCUCCCGGGGAAGAGGAACUGGAACGACACCCCGUUUUCAGAAGAAGACAGAGCGACGAGACUCCCAUGCGAAGACGAAGCGAUAACCUCCCCUCAUCUCCACCAGCAGAGAGCUCGCCUGUCAAACUGAUGCUUCCAAACCACGGGAGGGUCCAGUAUGCUCUGAUAGAUCACAGUGCCCCGGCAAGAAUGAUCCGUCCAGAAGAGUAUACCAUAGAGACCCAACACACAACUGAAACUUCUCCAAAUCUCACUGCAACUGUUCCUUCUGGCGAAACUGCCACAGUUUACUCAACAGAGCAGGAACCAAAGGAGAGAAGAAACACUUACAACAAACUGAAAACUCUGGAAGAGUCUACAGAGGCAGUGGACGACGUCAUAUACGACGUCCCCAACUGUGAAUUUCUCUCCGAUCCAUUCAUGCCCUCACCUCCCUCUCCCCAGUACGACGUAGACACUACUGCAGUCACAAGGAGCCCAAAUCAUCACGCUUUAACGUCGCCCUCUCCAAAUCAUCACGCUUUAGCGUCGCCCUCUCCAAAUCAUCACGCUUUAGCGUCGCCCUCCCCAAAUCAUCACGCUUUAGCGUCGCCCUCCCCCAAUCACGCCAGAACUUCUCCAAUUGGAUCUCCUGCAAUUCUGUCGCCUUCGCACCAAAAAUACACAGCAGGGACCGAUGUUCAAGACAGGGAGGAAGACUAUGCGGAAGCAUGGAUAUCUGCUUUUCCCAGACGAAAGGCAGGGCCAGGGAAGAGAGAAGCCCAAGUUACACGUCUGCCCAAGAACCACGCCUUGGCAGUAAGGGACACAGGCUCCAGGAAAAGGUUCCAGAGCAGCUCUGAUAUACUAGAUGGUCCGAUGGCUACAAGCUUUGCCAAUCGCACAAGAGAUGUCAUUCAGAAUGGUGGAGUCUAUCGACCCCGAACGGCAUCAGUGUGUUUGAACAGUAGCGACCGUCACUUGGAAAAAGCCAGCAACGACUUCCUGAAACGACUCAAUGAGGAGGAAGAGAAGCUGAGCAAAGUGCUCGCAGCCUCGCGUAAGGAGCGAAACGAAGAGAUCAUGGAGGAAGCCCGUGACAGGCUUGGAGAUCUGAACAAGGCCUACAUGUUCACCUUAGACGACCUAGAUCACGAAUACUCCGAUCCGGACACAAUUCUCGAGACUUGUUCGAAUCUCGUAGACUACCAGACUCGCUCUCACCCCAGCUAUCUCCCUGGUAGUGCGCUCCCGGUCCACAAAGAACCAACGAACAACAUCAAGGGAUAUGCGUACAAAGUGACCAUUCCGUUUACAAAUACUCAGUAUGAUGUACCACGACGUGCUGCAGCCGCACCAGACCUUACCACAAUGAGCCAAGAUGCUCCACCAAAGCCAAAGAGACACGUAUCUACUGAACACUUGUACUUCAUGAACAGCUGAACGCAUACACACAGAUACACAGAGUCCACUCUAUAAAUCACAUUUGCUUGCUCUUUACGUCCAAUUUGUUUUGUCCAGUAAGUGUUUGUGCCAACUGUUAACUUCUUUAUAUUGUGUAAAGGAAAUCAGAUUUGGUGCUUAUGUGCCACCACACAUUCAACACACGUGUCAUCACUUCCAGGUAUGUCAUCAAUUGUAUCAUUAUUCGGCCAGUUUUUUUCCGUGUAUCUCAUCCACCCCCAUUUCGACACUAUAAUUAUAUUCAGACAU